AUAAGGGCUAAUUUUGCCAUUGCACAUAACACCAACAUGAGCUCCACAGAAGAUCCUGACUAUCCACAGCAACUCCUCAAUUAUAGAGAUGGAUUCUUUGUUUCAAAGGUCAUGUUUACAGCAUGUGAGCUGGGAGUGUUUGAUUUGCUACAUGAACUAGGGGAGCCUCUGACAACAGCAAACAUUGCUUCUCGCUUGUGUACCAGCGUAGAUGGAACAGACCGGCUGCUCACUGCCUGUGUUGGACUGAAACUCCUGAAAGUUGAACUGAAAAAUGAUGAAGCUUAUUACUCCAAUACUGAUCUUUCCACCACAUAUCUGGUCAAGUCAAGUCCAAAGACAAUGUAUCCAAUGAUGAUCUUCUGCACUAACACCGCCUAUAUCUGCUGGCAAUUCUUACCCCAAGCUAUAAGAGAAGGAAAAAACCAGCAUGAAAGAGCAUUUGGGGUAUCUUCAGAAGACUUAUUUGAUGCUCUGUACAGGUCAGAAGAGAUGUUGGUGACAUUUAUGGGUUUUAUGGACUGCAUAUCGAAUAUCUGUGGGAAGUAUGCGCUACAAGCUUUUGAUCUCUCCAUGUUCCACACAGUCUGUGACCUUGGAGAAAAAUUAUUCUGUGUUAUAGGAUGUUCGGGAUCUAUUGCAAAACAAUUUGUGUCUUCAUAUCCUGGAUCUACUGUCACUGUUAUGGACCUGCCAAAAGUGAUACAAACAGCUAAGAGAUAUUUCAUAACAGAUAAGGAUCAACAUAUAGCUCUCCUUGAAGGAGAUUUCUUCACUGACCCAAUUCCUGAAGCAGACCUAUUUAUUUUAUCCUCUAUUAUUCAUGACUGGACAGAAGAGAAGUGUCAUCUGCUGCUAAAGAAAGCUUAUCAAUCCUGUAGGCCUGGAGGUGCUGUUCUGCUGAUUGAAGAACUAUUAAAUGAAGAUAAAAGUGGCCCUGUGGGUGCACAGUUAUUCUCAUUAAACAUGUUGGUCCUGGCGGAAGGAAGAGAAAGGACCCCAUCUGAAUACACCAAGCUCCUCACAGACUGUGGCUUCAGGGACAUACAAGUGAAAGUAACUGGAAAGCGAUUUGAUGCAAUCCUGGGAAGAAAAUUACAGUAGUAUAAUUUUUUGAUUUAUAGAUAUGAUUAUAUGUAUGUGUCUGUAACAGCCUGGUUGUUUUCUUCCCUGUAUUAAUAUCAUAUUAUUAAAACAAAUAUACUAUUUUUA
Molecule: messenger RNA, 1212 nt
Organism: Pseudophryne corroboree (corroboree frog)
Lineage: Eukaryota; Metazoa; Chordata; Amphibia; Anura; Myobatrachidae
Product: acetylserotonin O-methyltransferase-like
Exons: 8
Coding region: 37-1104 (355 amino acids)
Biological process (GO): methylation; melatonin biosynthetic process
Molecular function (GO): acetylserotonin O-methyltransferase activity
Source: RefSeq, a predicted model, not a curated record